UUUAAAGAGAGAUGCAUGCAAGUACUGUCCUAAAGACCUGCUUGACUACUGAUGCUGAAGAGAAAUACACAAAGGAUGUGAAAGUGGCAAUCUUGACUGUGCUUGAAGGUGCUCAGUGUUCUCUCCCAGACGUGGUUGACUUUCGUAUUAUGCUUGAGGAAAAUGUCGUUGUGGAAGGCAUCAGUGAUCUGCCAAGUGCAUUUGUUCUCCUCUUCGGGCUUUUUCACACCCUAAACAUUGAGUACCCCAGAGAGAUGAAAUACACGUUUGAGAGAAUCCGUGGAGCUCAAAAUUCGCCACAAUUCCGGGGGGAUCUAGAAAAUUCUGGACCGAAAGGAACCUGCGGGGACGAGAGACAUAAGCAGCAGAGGAAAGUGAGGUGCAAACCACCACCACCACCAUCAUCACCAUCACCACCUCCAUCCUCACACCCCCUCCCACCCCAUCGGCAUGGCAACUACCACCACUGGAAACAGCAGCAGUUCAGACCAGAAGUCUACCACUUCCCCGCUAAUGGCCAAACCUACCAGCAAUCAGAGGUUGGUAAGCAAGGAUGGACGUAGCCUCCUGCGGGGCCCGGCGGCUGGUGGGCGGGCGACCUGGGUGGGGGCGCUGCGGGACAUGUGGGGGGCAUGGCUGUCUCUGCGCUGGCGCUGGGUGGUCCUGGCCUUCUGUGGUUCCUUCCUCCUCCACUGGCUCCUCUUUGCUGUCCUGUGGUACCUGCUGGCCCGGGCCAACGGAGACCUGGGCGUUGACCAUGAUAACCCACCCCCGGGUCACACGCUGUGCGUCAAGUACGUGACUGGUUUCACAGCGGCGUUCUCCUUUGCUCUGGAGACCCAGCUGACCAUAGGGUAUGGGACCAUGUACCCCAACGCUGAUUGUCCCACUGCUAUUGCCCUCCUCGCCCUGCAGAUGCUGCUGGGACUCAUGCUGGAGGCCUUCAUUACUGGUGCAUUCGUGGCCAAGUUCUCUCGCCCCCAGAAGCGAUACAGUGGGAUCCUGUUCAGUCCACAGGCCGUGGUUUCCGAGGUGGAAAGUCAGCAUUGCCUGAUGUUCCGUGUGUGUAACCUGCUCUCCAGGCCACUGGUGGACGUAUGCGUGAGUGCCGUUCUCUAUGAAGAACGUGAUGAUAUGACCCUGCACCAAACCUCCCUCGAGUUCCUGCUCGAUGGCCUGGGGUCGCGACCUUGCCCCCUCUUCCUGUCCCCACUGACAUUCAUCCACCCCUUGACACCUGACAGUCCACUAAACCGCGUUCUCACGCCUGGCAGCCAGUCGCAUUUCGAGGUGGUGGUGUUCCUCUCCGCCUCCCAGGAAGGCACGGGCUCUGCCUACCAGAAGAGGACGUCCUACCUACCUGACGAGAUCCAGUUUGGCCGGCGCUUUUCCAAGGCAACGCUUCUACGUGGGAAUGAACGGCGGAACAGCGCGGAGGCUAUGCGCUAUUUUGACACACACCUCUGCUCGCUCACGGCCCCCAACUCUCGGGACAAGGAAUGCGUGGUGCAGAUUAAUGGUGAAGGUAAUGACAAGAUGGAAUAGAUCUACAUAGUGUCUGUUAUCUUUCUUUAUCCAGUUUGAGCAUACAAAAGGGCAUUCCACUCAUGAGCCAAGAACCUCCAACACCUCCAACAAUCAAAGGCUGCAUUUAUGCUUUAUUUUAACUAUGUGUUACAUGAGCUGCGUCAUUGGCAAACUCGUCUAGAGGAGUAAGACCUAGAUCCAGUAGAGGGCAGGUCAGAGCAGAAACAUUCCUGGCUUUCACAGGAAUAUCUUCCUUGACUACUUUUCCUGAUUUUGCAAGGUUGACAGCGAACAGGGCAACAGUUGAGGAGACUCCUAUUGUUCAUCUUGCAGGACAAGCACAGUUUGCUUCUCAAAACCUUCUACCUUUGUCAUGGUUCAGUCUGCUGCUGAGGUCCCGUCCUAUUCUGGUGCACUGCCCUCACCAUUUAUGUUGUGCCGUGCUAGUUUGCGAGGACAUGCAUGAACGACAUGAUACACAUAGUUAAAAUGAAGUACAGCGCAGCCAUUACAAUUCUACCCCCUCCUCCAGGACAGUUUCCAAGAACUUCACCAGACACUACUAUGCUAAACUGGACAGUCUCUGAAGAUCCCAAACAAAUAAAUUUCUGUUCAACACUUUUGCUGCUAUGAGUACCGGGUGAUUGACAGCUCCUGGGUCUUUUUUGCUGUUCCAAAAUAAGGGAGGGUGAUGGUGACUGGUGGUCCGGGUUUUUCUACAGUCUAUGCCCUUAUCUACAGAGUACCCAAUGGUGUCUAUGGUCCAGUUGGUUAUUCAAGGCCAACAAUUGCACAAAAGUGUUUUCCCUGCUCCAACAUGCCUGAUUAAACUCACAAAGUGAUUGAGAACAGGCUGAGUUAGAGUGGUGAGGACAUGGGUAGGAUUUGAGAGGUGCAGGAUUUGGGUAACUUGUUCCUACAAUGUUCUUCUGAGUCGAAUUCAUACCAGCCAGGCUUAAAAGAAAAGAGAAAACAAAUUUGCAUGAUUGUCCACUGACCUCAAAUGCAAUGUUUGGUUUCCAAGUUUGGCUUCUUCACAUUAUAGGUGGAGCUGCCAGGCUAACAAUAGUCUCCAAAACCAUUUUCACAAAAACAAUCUUCUCCUAUUUGCUUCAAAUUGCGUCAAGCUAGUUAAUAAAAAGAGAAUAUUGUAAAAGGGUGUUGACAGACCUUAUUUACACAUUCAAGCUAAAAUUGGAAUUGCAUUAUCAUCCACACAAUGUCUUGCAUUGCGCCUUCAAAUUCCAGGCUGUAGUGCAUUGAUGUGUUGUAGGACGUCACUGUGCAUGUACGUAGCGUUAGCACAGUAAUACCUAAGACUUCUUUAUAGUAAAAGAGUGAAAAGUUACCUAUAUAGAACCUACGAAAAUGAGGUAUUGCCUGAGGUGCCACAGUAGCAUUGUGCAACAGAGAAUUUGAACAAGAAAAUAACUGCAGCUUCCUGCUAAAAAGGUUAGGAGAAGUCACUGGGGGGGUAUAUUCAGGCUCCAAAAUAUAUACAGUUGAGGUUCAUUUAUGCAGAAAAUCCAUCCAUCUUAUCCUUCUAGGUCACAGGUGUUGCUGGAGCCUGUACUGUUCAUUAGGCAGACGGCUAGAAACACCCUGGACACGUCGCCAGUCCAUCGCAGGACUGUGCAGACAACGUGCCCCUCAAAUGUCAUAAUUGGAAGAAGCAAUGCUUAGCGUCUCUACUUAUGUUACUGUAGGGUGCAUCUUAUGAAUUAGCCCCAUCUUUGGUCAUCUUGCGUGGUACGAUACCAAAUUGUGAUCCUAAAAAUUUGCCCCCCUCGAUGCGGUUUGAGCAGACUGAAAGAAGUUCUGGGCAUGUAUUUGGGUAAAUGGUUUGGGUGACUAUUGACUUACACUAGCUUAUUGGCAACACUAGCUUCAGAGCUUCCGUUCAAAAGUAAAGAAGCAACAUUCUGAUGCUAAAUAAGUCUUGGCUGAUGUGGAAAGUCAUGUCAACUUCACCUUGGAUGAAUAUACCGACUGGAAGUUGCUCAAUAAUUGUAUGAGAAUGUGCCUUCAAACCAUGCAAAACUGAAUUAAAGUGGUAAAACUGGUAAACAGUUCACCAAUUUUUUUCAAAACAUUGCACACAUUUAUAGUGUAACCUUCCCAAAAUGUAAAGACUUUAUAUCUGGUUACUUUAUCCCUCAAUCCGGCUGACCUCCACACUUGCGUGAACAGUGCUAGUGCGCAGGAACCUGGGGUAAUUGGCGACCUUUUCUCUCAUGUGGUAAUGGAGGAGCUCAUGUUUGCUGGAGGCCUUUCUAGGAUCUGGACAGAAGCUGACUCAUGUUGGAGCUUAAGCCACAUGACACCUUUGAAAAAGGAGAUACUGGCACCACCGUGGGGACAAACAUUUAGAGAAUAACUCAGAAUCUACUGGAAUGGAAUCUACGCAUAAAUCUGCAUGAUUUUAUUGGUAGUUGCACACUGUAUAUUAUGUUUAUUUUCUUAUCAACCCUAGAGUACAUGCUGGAUUAUGAUAGUACUUAUUUUAUGAUAGAAAUUUUAGAAGUCUUUGCUCUGGACGUCUGGCCUUUCAGAGCAGACUUUUCACUGGCACAGGAAAUCAGUAGGCCUUCUAUUUUUGUUUUUUGUUUUUUUUUCUCAUGAAGUAAUCAAUCAAAUACAUGUACUGUAAAUUAGAAAUGAUUGAUUUUUAUAUCAGUAUCAUGUCAGUAAAACAUGUCUGAUCCUUAUAAAAAUCGACUUUUUCAUACAUUUUUUAAAAAGGUAAACACUACUAUUUGUACAUUGAACUAAGGAAGGGCCACAGUGGUCUGUAAAAGAAAUGCCAUAAUUUUGUAACAUCUUUGUAACAGCUGAAUAAAAAUAUUCUUUAAAAAAGUG
This is a messenger RNA of Pygocentrus nattereri (red-bellied piranha), 4386 nucleotides long. RefSeq names its product potassium inwardly rectifying channel subfamily J member 13 (gene kcnj13). The record is from RefSeq and is a predicted model, not a curated record. The transcript has 5 exons. Gene Ontology annotation, biological process: potassium ion import across plasma membrane; regulation of monoatomic ion transmembrane transport. Gene Ontology annotation, molecular function: inward rectifier potassium channel activity. Gene Ontology annotation, cellular component: plasma membrane. NCBI's taxonomy places the organism in Eukaryota, Metazoa, Chordata, Actinopteri, Characiformes, Serrasalmidae. The coding region runs from base 451 to 1545 and encodes 364 amino acids.